AUGGUUAAUGCUUUUGGUUAUGAUCGCAAGGCUGAUUACAAGUUAAUAAUCAUGAAUGGAUAUGAUGGAACCCUCGACGUUUAUACAUUAGGAAUAAACUCACCUAAACUAAUUGUCGUUGUUGAUUUCAGUAACGAGAAGUGCGGUGAGUUGCAACUUCCAGAGGAACUCUUACAGAUGAACCAUUUGAGGAUGACCAUUGGAGUUCUGGAAGGGCGCCUCGGUGUAUUUGUUACGGUUUUUGAGGUUUGUUUUAAAGUUUGGGUGAUGCAAGAUUAUGGAGUUCAAGAAUCAUGGAUCCAAUGUUAUGCCUUUGCCCGUGAACUAAUUACGAAGGACUAUGCAUUGAAGUUUAUGUCGACUUUUAGGAAUGGCCAGAUUCUACUAAAGACCGUCUAUGAGUUGUUUCUAUACGACCCAAAGCAUUCAAGUGGUAGAAAACACAGGAUUUCAAGUUGUUUAAGGCUUCUUGAUGCAGUUGAAUAUGUGGAAAGUCUAGUUUCACUCAACUCGGGUACUUAA
Molecule: messenger RNA, 522 nt
Organism: Papaver somniferum (opium poppy)
Lineage: Eukaryota; Viridiplantae; Streptophyta; Magnoliopsida; Ranunculales; Papaveraceae
Exons: 1
Coding region: 1-522 (173 amino acids)
Source: RefSeq, a predicted model, not a curated record